AGAGCUGAGCCCACGUGUGACGCGCGCAUUCCCGGCUCAGUGCGAUUCGCUUUAGCGGCGCUCCUGGCUCCGUUCGCUCUGACUGCGCGCCUUUUAGUUUUGCUGCCUGUUUUUUAGUUGGGUUAGCGAUGGAGGGAGACGGGAGCCAAGCCACGUCCGGGAGUCCGACCGAUUCGCAACACGACCCAGGUAAAAUGUUCAUCGGUGGCCUCAGCUGGCAAACUUCACCAGACAGCCUUAGAGACUAUUUUAGUAAAUUUGGAGAAAUCCGAGAAUGUAUGGUGAUGAGGGAUCCCACGACCAAGCGCUCCAGGGGAUUUGGGUUUGUUACGUUUGCAGAUGCGGCCAGUGUAGAUAAAGUUUUAGGUCAACCUCACCACGAAUUAGACUCAAAGACGAUUGACCCUAAAGUUGCCUUCCCGAGACGUGCUCAACCCAAGAUGGUCACAAGAACAAAGAAAAUAUUUGUAGGCGGAUUAUCAGCGAACACAGUAGUCGAAGAUGUGAAGCAGUAUUUCGAACAGUUUGGCAAGGUAGAGGAUGCCAUGCUUAUGUUUGAUAAAACUACAAAUAGGCAUAGAGGAUUUGGCUUUGUAACUUUCGAGAAUGAGGAUGUGGUGGAGAAAGUCUGUGAGAUUCAUUUUCAUGAAAUCAAUAAUAAAAUGGUAGAAUGUAAGAAGGCACAACCCAAGGAGGUGAUGUUUCCCCCAGGGACACGAGGGCGAGCCAGGGGUCUACCCUACACCAUGGAUGCCUUCAUGCUAGGAAUGGGAAUGCUGAGUUACCCAAACAUUGUAGCGACGUACGGCCGUGGAUACACUGGCUUCGCCCCGAGCUACAGCUACCAGUUCCCUGGCUUUCCUGCGGCGGCGUAUGGUCCGAUGGCGGCAGCGGCAGUGGCAGCAGCACGUGGUUCAGGUAGGGGGGCCCGUGGAAGAGGCGGCUACGCAGCAUAUCCGCACAGUACAGGGCCAGGCUUCCCCGAUUACGGUUUCUAUUCCACGACAAGUGACCAACGGGGGCCCCCCUUCUCCUUUGCGGACUAUGGCUCUCUAGGCCCACAGGCGGCUCAGCUGCUUCAAAGCGAGCAUGCCACCUCGGCCUGCAACUCCCCCCUGCAGCACCUGCCCAGCCCGGAUCAGUAUAAGAGCCCAGGCACCAACCCUCCGCGGCCUGGAACUUUUCCUGGAGCGAGCAGUCCAGGACCUGUGGCUGACCUGUAUGGCCCCACCAGCCAGGACUCUGGCGUGGGCAAUUACAUAAGCGCUGCUAGCCCUCAACCUGGCUCCGGCUUCGGCCACAGUAUUGCUGGUCCUUUGAUUGCGACAGCUUUUACAAAUGGAUACCAUUGAAACCUAACAGGUGGUUGGUUGCCAUCUCAAUUGAGCAGAGUUUAUCGGGAGGUCCGGGGAAGACAGGCCGCAGUUUCUAACUGGUUUUGUGUACAGGUAACGGCCAUACAACUCCAAGCACUACAGCAUGGAACAGACAAGGACGAGCUGAGAUGGCAGGAUCUGACGAACAAAAGAAACGUCUGAAUCAUCUCAGAAAAAAAACAACAACAACAGUAAUCUGCUGUACUAUAAUGAAAACCUGGCUUUUGGAUUUUUUUUUUCUCCUAAUGUAUCCCCAUAACCUAGGAUGAUGUUGUCAUUUUGUCCUUUUUCACUUCUUUCCCCCCGUUUCAUUGACGUUAUUUCUUUAACAUCUUUUAUCAUAUAGUCUGAAACAGCCUUUGAGGUUGACUAGUUUUGAAAUCUUUUCAUUAUAUACUAUGUUCUCUGAUGAGAAGAACUGUGUAAAUGUACAUUUUCUCUCCUUUUUUAGUGUAAUAACAUCACUAUAGUUGUCUCUUCACUCUUGGCUCUUUGUAAUAAUACCCAGUGUUUCAUGUUUUCAGAUUUCAUUUCAUUCAAGCAAGAACACUGAAAGACUUGCUUCAAAAAUCAUGAUUUUUCAACCUUUAAAAGAGCAACGAGAGGGUAACUAACAAAUCUAAGUAGCUCUGUUCUUCGUUUCGUGUGAUGUCUUGUUAUCAUUAUUAUCUAUUUUGGGCAAUAAGAGGACUACAAUAUUUUCACAGUCCUUUUUUAUAAAUGUUUUUUUUUGUUGUUGUCGUUGUCGAUAAAAGAAAAAAAAACCCUACAUUUCCUUUUAAUACUUUGUGAAAUGAGAUUUAAAAAGAAAAACAAUUAUGAAAUCUGUAAAUAUUACUCAUUACUACAUUGAACCAUCUCAGAGAGAACCAUAUUUUUGUGAUGGUGUUCUAGAGGUCGUAUUGUGCUCUGAAAUAUGUUUUAAAAAAAAAAAGAAAAAAGAUCUUUCAGGCUUGGUGCGGUAACUGAAAUCCAUUUGUAGCACAAAAGCCGUGAGAACCCGACUGCAGACACAAGCCCAAUAAAACACUGUUAGCUCGCUCUGUAAAUACUGUUGGCUUUCUAACUGUGCAGGUAGCAAACCAGCAUAUUGACUAGAUUGUGAGAUCAGAUGUGCACAGCUUUCACAGAGAAAACAGAUUACAGCAUACACACAAAUCAGCAUUGUAGAAGCAAAAUCGAAAUGAAAUCCAAAGCACAUGUGUGUUUCAUGUUUUUUUAAGUACCGGUGAUGAAAUGAGAGAUUUUCUAAGAAGUAAACUGUGUUUUUUUUUGUUUGUUUGUUUUAAUUUAAUUUUUCCCGUAGUCCUACAAAAAAUAGUAUACAGAAUGCCUGAUUUCGGAAACUAAAAGGCAAUAUUUCAAGAUUUUUAGUCAUUUCUGACUGAUCAAUUAGGAACUGUUUUUGCACCAUUACCUCAGUCCUGUGGGAUGUACUUUAGAGGACGUAACAAAUUAAUUUAUUUUAUCGUGAGACAAAAAAAAAAAAAAAGAUUGUCUUGAAAUUUAAAAGAAUCAUUGCACUGUGAGAAAGAAUUUAUUAUUUUCUAUUUGCACAUGUUAAAGGAUGUUCUCUACCGUGGGUCACAUGAAGGAUUCGUAUUGAAACGUCGUCCCCGCGCGGCCGCAGUCUUUAUGGCUGUGUGUUUGUAGAAUAAUCUUUUUUUUUUUUUUUUUUUUUUUUUUUUUUGCUGGGCAUUUUAUUUUUGUGCUUCUGAUCUGCCAACGUUACAGCUGAGUUUAUUGGUAGCAAUAGUCGAAAUCCUCCGAUACACUGAAACUGAAUGAAGUCAGUAGCUGCUACACAUAUAUGACGUACAUGUCGGAUCCGAUGAGAUCGAAAUGAUGCUAAAAUAUAUGCUGAGUGAAAUAAGAGUGAUAUUAUAAAUAAGAGUGUAAAACUGACUGAUAUAUGCUGUUGUUCAUCCUUGCUGCAAAUGUGUUUUGUUUUCAUUUGACUCCCUUUUUUCACAAUUUUACUGAACUGAUUCGAAAUGCCGAAUCCUUUUUUUUUGUACAUCUCGGAAAAAAAGGAUAAGUAAGAGCAACGCAGAAAGAUGGCUUCCUGCUAACUGUUCAAACUGUUUCAAAAGACAAAACUACUCAAAAGAGUGCGAUCCCCAACACAGUUUGAAUAUCAACGGGGGAUUUUUAUUGCUAUUUUUGUGGAAGUGAAUGACUAUGUUAAAUAUGUUGCUGACUAUAUUACGGUUACUAUGUACUGUAUUUAUCAUUUGAUGAUCUCUCCAUUCCCUGUCGCAUCAUCCAGUAAUCUUCUGUUGAUCAUUGUAUUUCAGUAGUGUGUAAAAAAGAGGAAAAAAAAGAAAUUACCUUGUAAAAGAGUGCUGUCUUUGAUGCCAGUGUAGUGGUCUGUACAUUUCUCUGUUGAUCCGUUUCACUCCUCUCUCCCCUGUUUUUUGCCCCGCUUUUGUCUUCUUGCUCUUUCGCUAUAUCUCUGUCUCACUCUCUCUUAGUGAAUAGUCAUAGAUGUUAUGUAAUCAACGUUACAGUAGCGCUGUAGUGAUUAGUAGAUUUAGGACCAGUAAGGAUAGAACUUUCUCUUGAUAAUCAUUUAAACAAACAAACAAACAAAAAAAUGCUGAACAUUGUUUUCAUGGCGUUUUCACCUUUACUUUGUCUUUCUUUGUGUUCAUUGGGUUGUUUUGUUUUUUUCUUUCUGAUUCUCACAUGGUUUAAACUAACCAAAGCUCUCAUGAUGAAAUCCAGAAAAAAAAAAAAGAAAUUGGUGUAAGACAGAGUUGUAAACAAGGCAUUAAUUGGAUCCCCACCCUUGAAUGUUUGAAAAGGGGUGUGCCAUACUACCUUAAAUGCUAACGCUUGAUAUGCAAAACUGUUUUUUGUUUUCUUUCUUUUUUUAAGAGGGACGCAAUUUAUAAUUAUGGAAAGGAUUUUAUUACACGAAUGGAAAAAAAAAUCAUAUUUUUUUAGUACGUUCUACCUGAGUAAUGAUGAUCUAGCCUAAUAAUUAUAGAUAAAAACGAUAAAACUGUAAUAGGUUUUGAUAUUUAUACUUUUCAAAAAGUCCACUACUAUUUUUAAAUACUUUUUUGUGUCUAUGUGUCUGCAUAGAUUCAUAUAUAUAUAUAUAUAUAUAUAUAUAUAUAUAUAUAUAUAUAUAUAUAUAUAUAUAUAUAUAUUAGGUUUCGGACAUCUUAAGCAUUAUUUUUGUAUGCUGUAACCUUAGAGCCAGGCCUUCAUGUUAAUCAAAGCUAAGGCUUAAACAUAGCUGCAAAGAAAUAAUAAUAAUUGGGAUCUUAACUAUUCAUACUGCAUACGAAACAAAACAAUUAGACUAGCAGCUGUUAUUGUUAAUAACUCAUGAGUUUUGUUCAGACAAGUUAUGAUUAUUUAUUGCUAACAGUCAUAGAAGAAUUCAACAUCAACUUACAGUGAAGUCUGAGAUAUUUUUUCUGAAUGAAAUCUGUUCUCAGGGAUUAUGAAUGUAAGCUAAUUCUAAUCUAACUCCUCUAUUUGUGAGAUUUAGCUCAUGAUUACUUGUGGAUUCUGUGUCUCUGAUACAUGCUCUCAGAUUUCAUUCAGACACAAACACUGAGCCAGUUUUACUACAUGCUCUAGUACUGAGUUGAACCUGCUGCCAACCAGAGAGAGGUUCUUCAUGGGGUCUGUGGAUAGUCAGAGGUUCUAGAUUCCUGAAGAACCUUAUCUGAACAGGAAACACUGUUGAGUUUUUCAAACAGAACCUUUAAGUGUUUCCUGGAAUACACUGUUUAUGGCUCUAGACCUUUUACACACAUGGCAUUAAGUAGUACAUAAAGUAUAUGAAUCUGUGUUGCUAUGUGAAGUUGUUGCAAAUUAUUACAAGCAUUUGUAUCUUUUAAUAAUUUACAGUUGAUAUUAUUUUCUAAACUUAGCAAAGCCUUUCUCAUGCCUGCGGUGUUUUCUGCUGCUCGCAGCUUUCUGAACUUCACAUACGCAAGAUUAAUCAUUCACAGAAAAUGAUUAUAUACAAUAUAAGAUUGAGUUUUUCAAACUUAUAGUCACGAUCUGGCUCUUGAUUAAAAUGAAGGAUGGCAACCAUUUCUUAUAGCCUUCUAUAAUGUCUCUCAGUCAGUUUCUUUCUUUCUUUCCUUAUUUAUUUAUAUAUUUCUGUUCUAAUUUGAUCUUGUAGCUUGGACUUUAAGGUAGCAUGGCUCUGUUGCCAUUAUUUUAUUUUUCCAUCGACAGCCGUUUACAGCAGAUGAAUGUUACACAUCUUGCUAGACUAGUUAAAUCAUUGGAUAAUUGUUGGUUUUGGAAAAAAAAAAAAAAAAAAAAAGGAAAAGAAAAAAAAUGACCUGGAAGGUGUUGGGUGAUAUUCGAAAUGAACUACCGUAUCCAUUCAAAACUUGAAUUUUGAGGCAAGUGCUAGGCAAUGGCCAAAACGAUCAUCCCAUUAUUGAAGGAACAAACUACUCACACACACACACACACUCACACACACUCUCUGUAAUGACAUACUGUAAUGACAUAUGUAUAUACUUGUAUACAGAUACAGGAUAUAUAUGUAUAGUGUAUAUAUCUCUUUGUUAAUUGUUGAAGCUGCCUCAUAAUGCUUAUUAAUCAUUUGUAGUGACCCAGAAAGCAUUUGGGUCAGUAGUCUACACUGAAAUCAUGUUUUAAAGUCAUGUUUGAGAUCACAUGUUGUGGAAAAGCUGCAUUGUGCACUACUGGGACAGUUAGAAAGCCGGGAAAACAUGUUAGUUUAGCUGUGUACGUAUCCUUUUAACUCUAUGGGGACACGGUACAGUUCACACGGCAGGUGUCACGGGGGAAUGGUCUUUAUUUCUGACACUUCCUUCGGGAAGUCGCUCUCCUGUUUUCCUCCCCAGCUUUCGCCUGUCUGAUUGCCUUGUCCAUUCCUAACACUUGCCCAUUUUUUAACGGACUUUUUACCGCAUGAACUGACUGAACGGACUGACGUCUGAAAGCAUCUUUCAGGUCUUCUUCUAUGGCUUGCUUAAGCCCUGUUGUAAAAUAAACUAAAGUGGAUGGGGGUCUCUCACAUCUCAGAUGUGGAAAGUAUAAUUUUAUAUUUGUAUUUUCAAAUAAUUAUGAUAAUAAAAAAAUGUUUGUGAAAGGUUUCCAUCCUCUACUGUGGUCCAGAAAUCAGUGUGUUUGUCUGGAGAAGAUUAAAAAAAAUAAUAAUAAAGUAAACUGUUUUGAAACAUUUCAUGGUUUUUUGAUUUUGAAUUAACAUUUCUUUCAAGCAAAUGAUGUGUGAUCUAAAAUAUGAAUAUAUCUGCAAAAGAAUGUAUAUCAGAUAUGCACAACAAUUAAAAUGCACAAAAAUGAACACA
Molecule: messenger RNA, 6694 nt
Organism: Ictalurus punctatus (channel catfish)
Lineage: Eukaryota; Metazoa; Chordata; Actinopteri; Siluriformes; Ictaluridae
Gene: msi2b
Product: musashi RNA-binding protein 2b
Exons: 15
Coding region: 129-1352 (407 amino acids)
Cellular component (GO): cytoplasm
Molecular function (GO): RNA binding
Source: RefSeq, a predicted model, not a curated record